CCUACCUUUGGUGUCUCUUUUGAACAAGUUGACUUGCCAUUCAAAACCAUUCACUGAUGUGGUUUUGAAUGGUCUGAUAACUUUGCAACAGUUGAUGCUCCAAAUGGUUUUGAAUGGUAGUACAGCUAGUUCAGAUUCCUAUUACUUAGGCAUUGAAUGGUGAAACAACCUCUCCAUUGUGGUAUGACUUUCACUGAUUGGUUUUAAACGGUACAGCUGUUGUAUGGUGGUUGUGGGGGGUCCCAUGGGGGUGUUUAGGGUGAUGGAUGGUCCACUUAAUCUCCCCCUUGCUUAUCUAAUAGAAUUAGCUUUUGUUUCCAAAUAUUUUGUUCCAAGACAGGGAUUGUUGUGUAGCUUGAGGGUGACAAGAAAAAAACACUUAGAUAGGUAGGCUCAAUGGAAAACAAUAAAGUAGGCUACACAACUGAAAUGAUUUGAGCAUGUUCCAUUUUUUAAAGGGGUUAAAAGGUUUGUAUUGUUGUUUGCUCAUAUGUGCUUUGAUAUUAUUCAUUAUUUAAAUACUAAUUUAUUUAAAACUGGUUACGUAUUAUUAUGUAAGAAAACAAAAGUAAAAUUUUAAACAAAGAAAUGCUAGGAUAUAUAAGGCCUACUUCACAGCCCCUCAACCCAUUGCAAUUUGCAAUUGAUUGAGCCCAGAGCUAAAAACAAUGACCACCCGAGAGUGUGCUGCACUUCAGAAGAGUUUGAGCAAGGGAGAAAUGGCCCUUUUUGUAGAUGUUGCUCGUGGAAAGAAGAGGAAGAGAGAUGAAGGGUAAAUAUGCUUUUACUGUCACUUGUACAUUUAUAUUUAAAUAAAGCAUUAUUGUUUCUCUAAAUUUAUAUUUCAACGGUAUUAUUUUGUUCAAAAACAUAAAAUAGUUAUUUAUUUAUUUGCAGAUUUGAAGCAAGCAAGGAAGGAAGAUGGGAGAGAAGAGAGUAUGAAGAUGAUGAAGAUGAUGAAGUGCCAAUGGACACAAGAGAAGAUGAUGAGGUAGAUGACCAGAGUGGAGAUGGAGGUGCAGAAGCAGAUGAUGAAGAGGACGGAGAAGAGAGAGAGACGUUGACAGUGGUCGAGCAGAAAAAACAAACGAAGAAGCAGGCAAAACGAGAGAGAAAGAGACAGCAGAAGAAGGAGAGAGAAGAGAAAGAGAAGGAGAAAGAAGAACGUAGAAAGAAAAAGAAGGAAAAGAGUAAGAGGAAGCAGGAAGAGAUACUAAAGGAGAAGCGUGAGAAGCAAAAACGGAAGAAGCAGGAGGAAGAGAAACAGAAGAAAAAUCAUGAGGAUCAAAGAAGGAAGGAGCAGGAGGAUGAACAGAGGAGAGCGGAUGGGGAGCGAGAAGAAAGACUGAGGAAGAAGAAACAGAAGAGGGAGAGGAAGCAGGAGAAGAAGAGAAUGGAGAAGAAGAGAAUGGAAAAAGAACCAAAAGGAGGCCGAGGGAGAAAAUGAACCGGAGGGAGGUGGAGGGACUUCAACUGCAGGGCCAUCUUGGGUCCUGGUGGAGGAAGAGAGUGACAUCCCUGAGGCAUCAUUUGCUCAGCUCUCAUUUGAAGACGACAGCGAGGAGGAUGCCCUGUAUUAUUUAGCAGAUGAAACAGGGUCAUCCUCCUCAGAACCAGUGUUCUCUGCUGCUUCAUCUUCAGAUGAAAGUAGGGUAGAGGUGCCUCAGCCGGUCAGGAGAGGAAGGCGUGUCAUGGUUCAAGACCCCGGAUCAGACGCCGAUCCAACUCGCUUCGACCCUACAACUGGUUCAAGCCACACAACUGAUCGCCAUGGAUGGAAUAGGGACUUAACAAAAAUAAAAACCCGCAAGUUUAAAUCACAAGGACCACUAGGACCCACAUUUGACCGCCCCAUUAAUGAUGACCCUGUACAGUAUUUUCUUUCAUUUUUUCCAAUAAAUUUAUUUGUUCAAGUUCAAACCUUCUGCAAUAAAAACCCCAAACUCGACCCCAAAACCACAGUACAAGAAAUCAAAGCUUGGUUUGGUAUUAGGAUGUUGCAGGGGGUCCAUCCCAACACAAACGCUGAAGAUGAUUGGUCAGUGCACCCGGGCCUCAGAAAUAACCUUGUGUCAUCAACAAUGACUAGAGGAAGAUUUUAUCUUCUUUCUGAGGUUCUGGCGUGCUCUGACCCUGCCACAGGACCACAGCACAUAAGGGACAAAAAAGACCGCUUUAUGUGGAUGAAAGCCCAUCCUUUGUACCCUUUGCAGAUCAUUUGGGACACGGUCAGCGACAACUGCCUCCAAAACUACAAUCCUCAGAGGGAGUUGUCGCUGGACGAGGCCAUGAUCAAGUACAAGAGUACAAAGGCCAACAUCAAGCGGUUUUUUAUGCCACUUACAUGUAAGCCGACCAAGAUGGGCUUCAAAAUCUAUGCAGUGAGUGAAGCCAGAUCUGGGUACCUUCUUCACAUGAAGGUACAUUCAGAAUCUGGCCUCAAGAUGAAAGAUCUCUCACUGCGGAUGAUGCAGCCCUUCCUUGGUCGGUACCACCUACUCUUCUGUGACAGACUCUACACGUCAGUUGCCCUUGCUAAAGAACUUCUGGAUCAGAAAACUUAUCUGUGCGGUGCGGUGAAGCGGUCUUCAAAGGGAUUGCCUGAUGAUUUCAACACUAAGGAAGGCAUCAACCCAUCCAAGCACCGCCAGAUAAGUUUAAUGAGCAAGUCCCCCAGAGGAACAAUGUACUCGAGGCAGCAAGGGCAAUUGAUGGUGGUCCUGUGGCGGGACACAAAAGUUGUCAGUCUUCUGUCCACCUGUCAUCAGGGAUAUCGGGACCGAGCUAUACACCAACUGACGAGAAACAUAAAGGACAAGGGGUAAAGGACCGCUUCGCGGAAACAAGUACCCGCUCCUCCCCAUGCCGUAGACUAUACCCAAUUUAUGGGUGGCGUUGACAGGUCAGAUCAACUGCGAUCAUACCAGUCUUGUAGCCGCCAGUCUAUGGCAUGGUGGAGGAAGAUCCUCUACUUUCUGAUGGAUGUAGCUCGUGUAAAUGCCUGGAUCUGCUAUAAGCAUAACACCGCAGCAGAUCCGGGCGUACACUCGAUGUCCCACCGUAUGUUCACGGUGGACAUAGCGACCAAACUAAUCAGUGGCUUUGCGGAGGGAACCCCUGCACAUCAACCCCACCAUCUCCCACCGGUGCCUGCAGUCAAUGGCCCAAACCAUAGGCUGAUCAGAAUGCCCGACAAGCACCCAAAGAUGUGCAUCCAGUGCCGCAGAGAUGGCAAUACCACCAGGUUAGGCCAUCCAAUUGUCACGCGGACUGGAUGCACAUCUUGCAGCAUCCACCUAUGCAAAGACGGGUGUUUUCUGAGGUUCCACUCGGCCUAGUAAGGACCAUUGACUGCAGUCACCCCCACACUUCACACACAGCAAAGCCUUAAGUACCAAGUCAGUUUUCUUUUUGUAUUUCCUUUUUGUUCAUUUUCUACAAUACAAAAAUUAAUGCAACACUUGGUGUUAUUCAGUGUACAUGUUGUAAAAUAAAGAAAUGUGAAAAGGCAAUGAUGAUAGAUUAUAACACACUAAUACAACAUGCAUUGUGCACUGUUAAACUUCUGUGAAUCUACUGAGCCCUCCUGAGCCUAACCAUGGCCUAACAAAAACACAGGGACACCUGACACUUCCAUGAAAAAGUCCCUCCUUCAGUCCAGAUGUACUCUAUCAACAUACUUUCACUGUGGGGUUAAUACACCAUUUAAACCAUUUGGCUAUGGUAAUACACAGUCCAUGUACUCUAUCUUUCACUGUGGGGUGGAUACACCAUUUGAAACCAUUUGGCUAUGGUAACACACACAGUCCAUUUCUACUCUAUCAACAUACCUUCACUGUGGGGUUGGUACACCAUUUGAAACCAUUUGGCUAUGGUUACACACACAGGUGUAGUGUAUGCACCAUUCAAAACCACUUGAAUGGUUUUAAGUGGUAGGAAAGCUCACUAUUAACAAUGUUCAAAUGGUAUUGCCAUGUGUGUACAAAAGCAAUGGGCAAAUGUGAGAGUUGGAAUUUUGAAUGGUUUUGAAUGGUGUAUCAGUAGG
Molecule: messenger RNA, 4045 nt
Organism: Asterias rubens (European starfish)
Lineage: Eukaryota; Metazoa; Echinodermata; Asteroidea; Forcipulatida; Asteriidae
Product: vicilin-like seed storage protein At2g18540
Exons: 1
Coding region: 968-1447 (159 amino acids)
Source: RefSeq, a predicted model, not a curated record